Candidozyma duobushaemuli is the source of this 2238-nucleotide messenger RNA. RefSeq lists its product as uncharacterized. Lineage: Eukaryota; Fungi; Ascomycota; Pichiomycetes; Serinales; Metschnikowiaceae. The transcript has a single exon. The record is from RefSeq and is a predicted model, not a curated record. The coding region runs from base 1 to 2238 and encodes 745 amino acids.
AUGUUGCAAGUUCUUUUGAACAAGAUCAACUCUCACCGCAAGGCCGCCGUGGCCGUGCUUCUAGCGAUGGUCUUGGUCAACUUGUUGAUUGUCCUGCUGUCGAACUACUUUCUGGUGAUUGAAAUUCCCGAUUUCCUCCAGGGCUCUUUUGAAAACAGAAAGAACAUCUUGUUCCUGAAGGUCCGCAACAACCCUAAGAAAUACUGGCUUUCUGAUGCUGCCGAGCUCCACUACUUGGACGCCGACGUGCCUCUUGACCAGGUUUUGCCCACCGAGCAAAGUAAGACCGACAGCACUUUGUGGUAUGAUCCUCGCUUCACCCUUUCCGUGUAUCUCAACGAAUUGAUUCAUAACGACGGCAAGGAGGAUAUGCCCGUGUACCCUUUCCACUGGUCGGACUGGAUUGACCUCACCGGCAUGAACAAGUACUUUGUUGACCAGGAUAGAAUGACGUGCAACAAGCUCAAAUCCAGAAUCAGAGGUCGUCCCGACGUGCUGUACUUUUGCAAAGACAAGCACGAAUUAUCCGACGGCGACAUUGAACGCAUGGGCUGGACCUCUUUGGAGCAGGUUCCCGACGCUGUUAUUUUUGCUCAUUGCAAGCACGACCACAACACAUACAACGACCACCGUUCCUACAUGGCCAAGUCCUACGGCUUGACCAAUCUCCCCAAGCCUUUGAAGGUAAUUAUUUUGAACAAAGAAUCUGGCACCUACGAGUUUUACGUUGACCAGUCCAAGGGCCCCGAGCAGAGACUCAAAAACUCCGGCUUGAUUGACCGCUUCCUCCGCCAGGCUUUGGGCACCUCCGCCCAGGCCGUGGCUAAAGCCGGCACCACAUUUACCGUCAACCACUUGAAGCUCUACAACAAGUUGCUCAGCAAGGUCAAGCCUAAGAUGUUGCCAAAGGACGACGACCCAUACGGCGUCUACCACGUUACUCACAACAACAAGGGCGACUUGCCUUUGAAUGCUGAAAUCUUCCACUACGACAGAUCCUCCGUUGAUGACCAAAUUAGACAGUACGAGGGCAGAAGCAACCUUUCUGUCAUGGAGCAGAACUACUUGGCUGGUCUCCGUGAAUGUGCCCCAUACAACGAUGAAACCGAGCUCACCUACUUCAAGGAACCCACUCUUAACACCAAGGAGUACCGUAACAAGGACAACGAUGUUGGCUGGCAUUACGACUGGCGUUUCUUCACCGAUGCCCUUAUGUAUGACAAGGAGGGCUGGACUAGAGCUGAGCGUACCGUCAGAACCAACAUCAUCUUGGAACGUCUUUUGCGUAACUGGAGUCGUUUUGUUGAAGAGAAGGGUCUUGUUUCCUGGAUCGAACACGGUCCCUUGUUGUCCUGGUACUGGGAUGGUCUCAUGUUCCCCUACGACAACGAUAUCGAUGUGCAAAUGCCUGUCAUGGAAUUGUUGAGAUUGUCUAGAGACUACAACCAGACUUUGGUGCUUGAGGACCCUAGCGAAGGCUAUGGAAAGUUCUUGAUCGACAUCGGUACCUACGUUCACAACAGAGGAAUUUCCAAGAAGGAAAAUCACAUUGAUGGCCGUUUCAUUGACGUGGACUCAGGGAUUUACAUUGAUAUCACUGGUCUUGCCAAGUCUGAAGCAUCUCUUCCUCAGGAGUACAAGGAUAAUCCUAUUGUUGAGAAACUGGACGGCGACAUGGAGGCUGAGGUGUACAAUGACCGCAGAAAGCAUUUCUAUACACUCGAGCAAUUGCAGCCUUUGCACUACUCCAUGAUCAGUGGUGUUCCAGUGUUCAUUCCUCAAGAAAUUGAGAACAGAUUGAGGUUCUCUUACAAAAAGGGUUUGGAGGACUACGAGUUCAACGGCUGGCUCUUUGUGCCCAGCCUCGGCUUGUGGCUUCCUAAGGAGAAGGUGAUUGAGGUGUUGGAAAAGAGUGAGUACACAAGAGAGGGUAAGGAAGAAAAAGAGCUUCUCAUUGAGGCUACCAAGAACUUGACGGAGGAGCAGAUCUUGAAACUUCUCCAAGAUGACGACACUCUCGUGGAAUACUUCUUCACCGUUGACUACACUGAAUUCCACUCCAAGGAGAUGGACUUUUUGUUUGACAAGAAUGGAAAAGAUAGCAAGAAGCUCCAGGUUGCCUCUGUUCGCAACAGAUACAAGGAGUUGACCAAGAAUAUCAACAUGCGCAGUCCGAUGAGAAAGUGUCUCUUUGAGUACGAGAAGUACGACAGAAUCAAGCACCACAGCGAGAAUUAG